GUGAGGAUAAAAUGAAGCAAUGAACGAAGUGCUCCUGUCAACGGGCAAGGAUAAAUCUUGUUUCCAAGGCAUUUAUUACUUUAAAAAAGGUGUAUGUUCGAUAGACUGACGCUGGGAAACUUGAGGUCGCCUCCUUCCGCGGCCUUACUGGAGUGAGGAGGGAGAUCCUGUGGACCAAGCUAUGGUGAAAAAUGUUUCGGAAAGGCAAAAAACGACACAGUAGUAGCAGUUCCCAAAGUAGUGAAAUCAGUACUAAGAGCAAGUCUGUAGACUCCAGCCUUGGGGGGCUGUCUCGAUCCAGCACUGUGGCCAGCCUCGAUACAGAUUCCACCAAAAGCUCAGGACAAAGCAACAAUAAUUCAGAUACCUGUGCCGAAUUUCGAAUAAAAUAUGUUGGUGCCAUUGAGAAACUGAAACUCUCGGAGGGAAAAAAUCUUGAAGGGCCACUAGACCUGAUAAAUUACAUAGAUGUUGCCCAGCAAGAUGGAAAGUUGCCUUUCGUUCCUCUGGAGGAAGAAUUUAUUAUGGGAGUUUCUAAGUAUGGUAUAAAAGUGUCAACAUCAGAUCAGUAUGCUGUUUUACACAGGCAUGCUCUGUAUUUAAUCAUCCGGAUGGUGUGUUAUGAUGAUGGUCUGGGGGCAGGAAGAAGCUUACUGGCUCUGAAGACCACAGACGCAAGCAACGAAGAAUACAGCCUGUGGGUUUAUCAGUGCAACAGCCUGGAACAAGCACAAGCAAUCUGCAAAGUCUUAUCCACUGCUUUUGACUCCGUGUUGACAUCUGACAAGUCUUGAAUUCUACAAUCAAGUGGAAAUUGACCUCAUGUGAAAGUUCAGCUGUUUUCUACGGUUCUGUUUUCAAUUUGUGAUGUUGAACUAUGAUGAAAAUAUGAAGUGAUCCCUUGCUCUUGCUGUAGGUUUUCUGAAGAAAAGACAAUGUAUAAAAUACUGAUCAUUUGUUUUUCUAUUAAAAUGUGUCUUAUUAAUAGUGA
Messenger RNA from Hipposideros armiger (great roundleaf bat), 991 nucleotides. RefSeq names its product integrin subunit beta 1 binding protein 1 (gene ITGB1BP1). Gene Ontology annotation, biological process: negative regulation of focal adhesion assembly; negative regulation of substrate adhesion-dependent cell spreading. Gene Ontology annotation, molecular function: integrin binding. The transcript has 7 exons. Gene Ontology annotation, cellular component: cytoskeleton; cell periphery; ruffle. The record is from RefSeq and is a predicted model, not a curated record. NCBI's taxonomy places the organism in Eukaryota, Metazoa, Chordata, Mammalia, Chiroptera, Hipposideridae. Bases 192 to 794 code for a protein of 200 amino acids.